UUAUGUUUUAAACAGUUCAUGGCCGUCCGUGGUAGAUACUCUUGCAUCAGAAUAAAACAGUUUAUGGUCGUUCGUCAGAAAUAUUCUUGCAUCAGAAUAACUGAUAAAGGAGAGGAGUAAAUAUUUAUCUUGGGAUCGGAUAGUUGGACUGUAGUAUUUAGUAUACGAACACUUGGGCAAAAAGCAAGAUGUCUCGAGCUAAAAUCAAAGAAUGGGACUCUAUGGAUAUAAAUCAAUUUAAGGAUGAUUUUGAAUUUCUCAAUAUCCUCAAAGAAGUUAUGCUACAAAAUAUUGCCGAUCAGGGUACAACGCAGGACAGAAAUUGCCCAAAAAUUGACCCUAAACUUUCGAAUGGCCGUAAAAUACAAGUUGUUCAAAAGUUUUCUAAACAGCGGCCUGAGCAAAUGCAAAUGCCAUUGAAUUUCGUUGGAUUUAUUGGAACGGUUAAAUCAAAAGUUACGGAUGAUAUUAAAGAAUCCAUAUGGAAUGCCGAUGACCUUUUGACACAGGAAAUCAAAGAGGGAAACCCGAAAAUAUUGGCGUAUGUAUCGGGUGAACGAACGGUUGGUGGAGAUUGGGGAAACUUGGUUAUUUUUAUGGAUGGCGCGAAAGAAGAAUUAGCGAAGUCAAAAGUACAUAGUAGUGUUAUCAUGGAUGUGUCUGAAAACUAUUACAGCAAAGUGUAUAUCCACAAUGGCCUCCUACCAGAUGGUCUGCAAUCCCCAAAGUAUCAGCUUAGGAAUACAUUAUGCAUUCACUUUGGGGAAAAUAGCACAGAGAGAAAAGUCCGCUACAGGAAGAUUUGGUCCGCGAAACAGGACACAGGCAGUUCUAGAUAUGUUUAUAUUUAAAUAAAGAUUAUUAUUCCAUAAUAACAUGUUUUCCCUGGGAAAUAAACUGGGAAUAAAACUGAUAUUCAAAAGAUCCC
Molecule: messenger RNA, 928 nt
Organism: Owenia fusiformis
Lineage: Eukaryota; Metazoa; Annelida; Polychaeta; Sabellida; Oweniidae
Source: the annotation of a GenBank genome assembly